AUGUUCCUUUACCUGCUUACCACCCUACUUCUUCUACUUAACACCUUCACUCAGGACACUGUUUUGGCUGAGGAAUGUGUUGAUGUAGGGCCAAAGCGGGCUUGCGAUACGAUGAAACGGAAAUUCAACUGCGAAGGCGAUUGGCAGUUUGCUGCCAAGAUUGCCUGCAGAAGAACAUGUGGUCCAUGUGAAGAACAGUAG
Messenger RNA from Necator americanus (New World hookworm), 201 nucleotides. RefSeq lists its product as uncharacterized. The coding region runs from base 1 to 201 and encodes 66 amino acids. The transcript has 2 exons. Lineage: Eukaryota; Metazoa; Nematoda; Chromadorea; Rhabditida; Ancylostomatidae. The record is from RefSeq and is a predicted model, not a curated record.